Molecule: messenger RNA, 4429 nt
Organism: Trichomycterus rosablanca
Lineage: Eukaryota; Metazoa; Chordata; Actinopteri; Siluriformes; Trichomycteridae
Gene: rbfox2
Product: RNA binding fox-1 homolog 2
Exons: 13
Coding region: 765-2156 (463 amino acids)
Biological process (GO): nervous system development; regulation of alternative mRNA splicing, via spliceosome
Cellular component (GO): cytoplasm; nucleus
Molecular function (GO): mRNA binding
Source: RefSeq, a predicted model, not a curated record
CGAGCAGCGAGCACUCGCACACACGCGCAGCACCGCCACUUCUCUCCUCUAUUGUCUGAGAAAAGCGGACCGAACCUGAUCCACUAAACGAUGAACCACAAAGCCCGGACCGGUUCAGACUGACAACCAGCUUUAAGAUCAACAACAGGGGUGGCUUUUCGUUCAGGCUAAUUUUUUGUAAGAUAAGGAGGAGGGAAAAUUCGCCCUUCCUUUGAGGUAGGAUAUGGAGCAUAGCAUUUAGCCUCCGUACAGCUCAGACACACACACUUUUCUUCCACACACACACACACUGCAGGUUUAGCGACGCGCUCUGUUUUUUGCGCUCUUUAUUAUUAUUAACGUUAUUAUUAUAGUAAGGUUCUUUUGCGCGUCGCUCGGUUUAUCCGCAUUGUUUUUGGGUGGCGCAUAAACAACAGUCUGCACGCUCUCACGUUGCGUUUAGGCCCUGUGCUACAAAUGUAAACGCAAAUGUAACAGAACCCGCAAGCGAGCUCAUUACAGGAUCGUUUGUGCCAUUAUUUAGGAUAUAAUCCGACCGAAUCUAAUCCUGAAGCUAGUUUUAUUAAUCCGCUUGUUUGUAUUAACCGGAUUAACGACACGUCGGCUACGUUCACACCGCGUUCCCGUUACUAAACAAACACAUCACUAUAUUUAUAUAUUUCUAUAAAUAUAGCGCAUAGUCGGUUAAGACGCGCACACGCGGUGUUUAAAAAAUAAGCGAAUAGAACCGCAGAACAAAGGAGAGAGACGUCGGCGCAUUUUCAAUGUUAAUGUCGACCGACGUUGCGUCCAUCAUGCUGCCCGUUAGUCGGGGACUGAUGGAGCGGGACAACCGGGACUUGGAGACGAACACCAACCAGGUUCAGCAGACACAGAACCAAAGCCCGAACCCGGUGCGAGGGAUGAAGCGUGGAGACCCAGAACCGGACCCGCACGGACAGGCUGCUGCGCCUCUUGGGGACUCCGUCGGGGCUGAGUGCAAGAGACCCCGCAUAGACGGCGGUGCAGACAUAGGCCAGAACAAUGAUCCAUUGAACAUGGCCUUCCACGGAUACCCCUCAUCUAGUCAGGGUUCACAGGAGGCGAUGGGGGCUCAGGAUGGCCUCGUCCCCCCUCCGUACUCAUCCUUCCCCCCUCCGCCACCACCUCCGCCUCAGAACGGUCUGCCGCUGGACUACGGAGGCAGCAGUAUUUACCCGGCAGGGGGGCAGGGACAAGUAGAGGCGACAGCGGGGAUCAGCAACCCCCCCUCAACUCAGAGCACUCUCAACACACAACAGCUAUCAGACGGCUCCCCCCAGACCGAGCAGCAGUGCGUAUCUGGUGGAGGUUCAGGGCUUUCUGGAACCGAAGACUCCUCAGACAGCAAGCUGACCCCAAAACGUCUCCACGUCUCCAACAUCCCUUUCCGUUUCCGAGACCCCGACCUGCGCCAGAUGUUCGGGCAAUUCGGGAAGAUCCUGGAUGUCGAGAUCAUUUUCAAUGAGAGAGGCUCUAAGGGGUUCGGCUUCGUGACUUUUGAGAACAGCUCAGACGCAGAGAAGGCCCGGGAGAGACUACACGGGACGAUAGUGGAGGGCAGGAAGAUUGAAGUAAACAACGCUACAGCUCGAGUCAUGACCAAUAAGAAGCUGGUCAGUCCAUAUGCUAACGGAGAAGGACUCAACGCUCUACCUUAUGUAGCUGGGUGGAAGCUGAGCCCCAUGGUUGGAGCAAUGUAUGGACCGGAGCUUUACGCAGUUCCAGGGUUCCCGUACCCUACAGUGGCGGCAGCGGCAGCAGCCACUACAGCCGCUACUAUUAGGGGCGCUCACCUGCGGGGUCGAGGUCGUCCAGUGUAUGGUGCUGUACGUGCAGCCAUUCCACAACCCACCAUUCAAGCAUAUCCAGGCGUGGUGUACCAGGACGGUUUCUAUGGGCCGGCAGAUCUCUAUGGAGGCUAUGCCGCAUAUCGCUACGCCCAACCAGCCGCCGUAGCCGGACCAACAGCAGCAGCAGCGGCGGCCGCUGCAGCAGCCUACAGUGACAGUUAUGGUCGUGUGUAUGCAGCCGAUCCCUACGCUACAGCACUAGCAACCCCUGCAGCUGCUGCGUACCAAGUGGGAGCAAUGGCCACCCUUUAUAGGGGAGGAUACAGCAGGUUUUCUCCUUACUGAAGUCCUGAACCUCUCCGCUCCACUGACUCACCCAAACUCAACAGCCAGUCACUUUGGAGCAAGUCCUUUUUCCGGACAAAUUGAAACCAACAUACCGCUUCUGAAUGAAUACUUGAGAAAGGAAAGUCACUACAAGUGGGUUUUUAAAAAAUAACAAACUUUAAAUAACUUUACAAAGAAGUGAGACGGCUGACUGAGGAAUUGCACGACAAAAAAAAAGCUUGAUUAUUUACUUUAUUUCUUUGGCACGUUUCUCUGCACAUAUGCAUGCAGUACUGGCUGUAGAGCGACCGCUCCAGCGGCCUAAUCUUCGUGUGCACAGAAUGUCUGGAUUCGAAUGGACAAAGUUUGUACGCAACACUAUAUUUACUCACCCUAAAAAAGAAGAGGCAGCUGCCCACGUAUGGACUGAAAAAGAAGGGGGAACCACACGAGUCACCGUUAAACAAACCCCGUAUGUUGUCAAGUAGGAAACAGGACGAUAUCACAUACACUAUAAAAGGAGAUGACCAUCUGAGGGGUAUUUUACGCGAAAGCAUCAAGAAAGAACUGUUACGGACUUGUCUCAUGCAUGUAUGAGAUGAUGGGUCAUAAAAUAACAUUCAGAAAACCUUGCUUAGAUGUUUUUUUUUGUUGAGUACCUCCUGCUCUGAGGUCUUUUAAAAAGAUUUACCUUUAAAAUUGAAUAGUGAGGAUAUGCAAAUAAAAUAGAUUAGAACAAAAUGUUUCCAAAUUAUUAUUAUUAUUAUUAUUAUUAUUAUUAUUAUUACACAACUUCUUUGACCAAUUGUUUGUGAGAUUUGUUGCCUCUUUUGUGUGUGGAGUAAACAGUCAUGAAACUUAUCCCACAUGGUAAACAGUGACGCUAGUAAUGGGUAAAAAGUAGAAGUAAAUAACACUAAGCAUUUUAUUAUGGGAUUUGUCAGCCCCUUUUACCAAAAUUAAUAGUGUUGUGAAAUAUGCAGCUCGCAAGCGUCAUUUCACAAAGUGGGCAGCGAAAUUUCUGAAAUAUUUUAAACGACAUAGUAUUUUUUCGCGCUUCGCUACAUGUAUCUACUCUAUAUUCUGAUUAUUGAUAUUUUGUCUUUUGAAUUUUGGUUCCAAAGAUUUGUGAAGCACAUUUUUUGGUUAUACAGUAUGUUUGAGCCUAUGGUAAUUUGUUUGUUAUAUUUUUGUAUUGAUAGAUUUUACUGUUUGUUUGAAGUGAAUUUUGUUUAAAAAAAAGUCUGAAAUGGAAUUUGCAGUGUCUGCUGUGCCAUUGACGUCCAAAACCUCCGAGCUAAUUUAUUCACCAACCUACCUAUCAGCUAAACACACGUAGGUUAAUCUGUGGUCAGGAUUUAUUAAUGUACUUUUUUCCUUUUUUUUUUUUUAAUUUAAAAAAAAAAGUCAUAUUAGUACUUCCGUUAGUGCUGGAUGUAGAAAGCAUGAUCUUCAAGCUUUUCUGUAAUGUGUGUUUAUUAGACCCAUUUAAAAUACGAUUUCAUUGGUGUAGCUUCCCAGCCAACACUCUGUACUGUAGAUAAAGUAUAGAACACAUUUCAUACUUGUAAGCUUUUUUUUAAACCUGAUCUUUUUGUGUAAUGUAGGGGUAAAUUAUUCCACACUAUUUGAUGAAUCACAUGAAACAUAACUUUAAAUGUGUUAAAAUUAAGAUAAAUCCCUGCCGCUCGUUCAGAUGGAAGAGUGUUCGCUUCUGUUUCUGUCCAUUAGGUACUUGCAGCCUAUGCACUACAUGUUUUUCAGUGUUAUCAAGAAACUAAGAAGUCAUUAGCAAGGAUCAGCCCUCCUUAUGUCCAUAGAUAAUUCCAAAACCUAUGUUCAAUAAAGAACCAUGGAUUUGUCCAUUUAAUUUGUAUUGACUGUAGUACUACCAUAAACUAUAGUCUAAAAUCAGUCCGAGAAGAGAUCUUGAAAUGACUGGAUGUGUAAGAUGAACAUUCGUGACUAUGAGGAAUUGAAAUGAAAUCGACAAAGAACAUGCAGGUCCAGGUUUGUUAGACCUGCAUGUACAGCACAGGUCUUAAAUAACGUCCAGCUGUGAAGUCAGGAUGAGAAAGAAACAGCUGCCACCUUUGCUAGCAUCUCGAUCCUUUUUCAUUUAUCCUCCUUUCCGUUUUUGCACAUGAUUAUAUGAUACAUGUUGUGCAUAUUAUCCUUUAGGUUACAAUGUAAGUGUGUUUUCGGUUUGAACUCUUCCUCUCUGCAUACUCAGAUGCCAUUUGUGAUGUAAUUUGUAUCUGAAUGUCCAUAUAAACAGUUUUUUAAAUACA